CAUUGUUCUGUGGUCAUGGCGUUUACUAUACUGUUUACAAACGGACCGUCUGAAUUUCUCCGUUAUCAUACAUUUCCAAUGUGUACCGAUAUCGAAUUUUCUCAUGGUUGUGCCGUGUAAAAGGAUAUUUGUUGUCUCCGUCUUACAAGUAUCUAAAAUGGCGCCAUUUACACGGGUACAGGUUGAAAAAUGUGAGAAGUGUUUGGUUUAUUAUCCUAGUAAAACUAUUCAUCAAUGUAUGCCUGUGGCUAUUGCUGAUGAGGAUCCUAGAACAAGAGAAGUACUGCUAUUAUCAGGUGAUGAUGAUGAUGAUGAUGAUGGAGAUAAUAAAGUAAAUGAUUUCAAUUCAACUUCGAGUUUAAUAAGUGCUAUUAAGGUUCGUCGUCCAUUGUUUGAUAAUAGAAUGCCGUUAUCCGAAAGGUCUGAAUUAGUUAAAAACAAACUAUGGAAUGAAGUAUAUACUGAACUACAAGGUGAGUUUACUAUUGAAGAAUUAAAAAAAAAAUGGAAAUAUCUAAAAGAGAAAUAUGUACGUGUAAGACAACAACAAACAAGAAGUGGAAUAAAUAAAAGAGAUAGUAGAAGAAAAUGGUUGCAUUAUGCUCAACUGUCAUUCAUGGAAGAAUUUGUAAAACAAUAUCAUGACAAAAAGACUACCAGUAUUUUAGAUUCAAAUUUAGACAACUAUUCUGACGACUCUCCUCAAAGUUUAACUACUGCUAAAGAGCAAAAAAGAAAAGAAAAAAAUGACCAUAACUUCCGAAGACACUUGCCAAGUGAGCAUAAAAUUCCAAUGCCUGCAGAACUAAAUGAGGAUCCACUUGAUCCUGAUGUCGCUUUUGGAAACUACUUAGUAGCAUUAAUGAAAGAUUUACCUAAAAAAAAGAGAAAAAAGUUCCAAUGUCAGUUUAUAGCAUAUGUUAUAGCUGCUCAGGAAUCAGAGUGAUACACUAUCAUUACAAUUUUAUAUCAUAAUAAUGGAUGGACUAAUAACAUAUAAAUUAUUUUUAUUUGUGAAUUUUUGUGAAUUUUGUAUAAAUGAGUUAAGCAUUUUUUUUAUUAUUUAUUAUUAACCCUCAACAGCAAUAAGCAGCGUUGGGAUUUACAAAAACAUAUAUUUACGUUACAUAAGUUUACAUAUUAUGCGUAUACAUUGAUUAGUUUUGUAAUUUAUUUAUUAAUUUUGAGGAGAUGAAUUUGACUAUUGACUUAGCUGAACUUUGAUAGUUGCUAAGUGAUGCGGACAUACCUAAUAUUAUAUUCUAAAAAAUUAUCUUUUUCCUGUAUUCAUCAUAAUUUGUAGGUAUAACAUUCAGCUGUAAGUUUUUGUUUGAUACUCAUUAAUAUUUCUAGUUUAAACUUGAAA
This is a messenger RNA of Acyrthosiphon pisum (pea aphid), 1366 nucleotides long. RefSeq lists its product as uncharacterized. The record is from RefSeq and is a predicted model, not a curated record. Gene Ontology annotation, cellular component: transcription regulator complex; nucleus. The transcript has 7 exons. Lineage: Eukaryota; Metazoa; Arthropoda; Insecta; Hemiptera; Aphididae. Bases 104 to 946 code for a protein of 280 amino acids. Gene Ontology annotation, biological process: regulation of transcription by RNA polymerase II.